Molecule: messenger RNA, 771 nt
Organism: Fusarium vanettenii 77-13-4
Lineage: Eukaryota; Fungi; Ascomycota; Sordariomycetes; Hypocreales; Nectriaceae
Exons: 1
Coding region: 1-771 (256 amino acids)
Biological process (GO): regulation of DNA-templated transcription
Molecular function (GO): zinc ion binding; DNA-binding transcription factor activity, RNA polymerase II-specific; carboxy-lyase activity
Source: RefSeq, a predicted model, not a curated record
AUGCCUCGCACUCCGAGCCAUCCGAGCCUCCCGACUGAGCCCGCGCCAGAGUCUGCAAACUCAACAGCAACCCCUCCGUCAAACAUGAGAAGAAUCCUUCGAGAAAGGCGCUUGGUUCAUGUUCGCAAAGCAUGUCUCCCAUGUCGGGAGAGAAAAGUACGCUGUGAUCACCAACAGCCUUGCCAGACAUGCCGCAAGCGAGGCCAUGUUGAUCUCUGUCUUUACCCCGAACCCGAGGCCGGGCUGAGCUCCCUCAAGCGUCAGAGUCACCGAAAUGACGAGGAUGGCAUAUCCCUCGACCGGGUCGGCUCCUUGGAGACGUCCCAGGCGACUGCCAACGCUGGUACUCCAUCAUUGCUCGGCGGCAACUCCAUCAUCGCUGUAGCUCGACGGGAGAGUAUCCAACCGCAGUCAGAUUCCCAACGCCGGGAGGCGUUUGAGACGGGCAUCUUUCCUCUACUGGGUAUGGACACUAGUUCUCAACAGAGGGAGCUUCUCCAAGUUUCUCCUCCAGGUCCAUCACUUCCUGAAGACCAGGAGAUGAUUCAGCUCUUCAACACGUACCGGCACCGAGUGCAUCCAUCUCAACUUGUGCUGGACGACAUUGACGAGGUUGAAGGAGUGGUUUGCUCACUGAUAAAUCGGGACUCUGCAAAGAGACAGAGCGACAGUCAUUUCCUUUGUCUACUCCAUGCCAUCCUAGCUGCAGGGGCGCAAUUCUCAGACCUCGCACCAUCAACCAGACUCAAAAGGUCUCAAAAACAUUGUUAG